Molecule: messenger RNA, 3094 nt
Organism: Pterocles gutturalis (yellow-throated sandgrouse)
Lineage: Eukaryota; Metazoa; Chordata; Aves; Pterocliformes; Pteroclidae
Gene: BBX
Product: bobby sox homolog (Drosophila)
Exons: 14
Coding region: 1-2688 (895 amino acids)
Biological process (GO): regulation of transcription by RNA polymerase II
Cellular component (GO): nucleus
Molecular function (GO): RNA polymerase II transcription regulatory region sequence-specific DNA binding; DNA-binding transcription factor activity, RNA polymerase II-specific
Source: RefSeq, a predicted model, not a curated record
AUGAAAGGCAGUAGUAGGAAUAAGGAUCAUUCGACAGAAGGAGAAGGAACUGGGAAGCGACCAAAAAGAAAGUGUCUUCAGUGGCAUCCCCUGCUUGCCAAGAAACUCCUUGACUUCUCCGAAGAGGAAGAAGAGGAAGAGGAAGAGGAGGAUAUUGAUAAGGUGCCUCUCCUUGGCGCUGAUGGUUUAGAGCAGGAUCCUGAUGAAACCGAAGAUGAUGAGUCCUCAGAGCAGCGAGCUCGCCGACCAAUGAAUGCAUUUCUCUUGUUCUGCAAACGCCAUCGCUCUCUUGUGCGAAAAGAACACCCUCGCCUCGAUAAUCGUGGCGCAACCAAGAUCUUGGCAGAUUGGUGGGCUGUUCUAGAUCCAAAAGAAAAGCAGAAAUACACUGACAUGGCCAAGGAGUACAAGGAUGCAUUUAUGAAAGCAAAUCCAGGGUACAAGUGGUGCCCCACGACAAACAAACCCGUGAAAACCCAAACACCCACCGUUACAAACAGGAAAAAGCUAUGGGCCUUUGCAUCAGACUCGGCAAAAGAUUUACCAAGCCCGAGGAAAGUUGCAAAAAGUGAAGAAAUGCCACGGCUUAACUUCGCGAUGGCAGAUCCUACACAAAUGGGAGGCCUGAGCAUGCUGCUUCUAGCAGGAGAACAUGCCCUGACUGCACAAGAGGUUUCCUCAAGUACUUGCCAAUCUGAUGCAACUAAUUCUACAGAAGCCUGUCAGAAGUCAUCAUUGUUUCAGUUUGCAGAGAUCUCUUCAAGCACAUCACAGCCUGGAGUCCUGGGAGCUGUAAAACAAACUGAGGAUUCUGCGUUGUUUCAGUUUGCUGAGAUCUCAUCAAAUACUUCCCAGUUGUCAACUCCUGAGCCAGCAAAGCACUGUGGGAAGUCGGCACUCUUCCAGUUGGCAGAGAUGUGCCUUGCUUCAGAAGGAGUAAAAGUGAAAGAACCUGGGAAGACAAAAGUGGAAGCACUGGAAGAUGUAGGAAGGGAAGUUACAGAGGAAAUGGAUGUAGAAGAACUGGAGAAAACAACAAUAAAAGAUUCCUGUAAAGGAAAAGUAGAACAAUCAGAAAUGGAGAAUAUGCAAAACCAGGAUGAGACAAAAGCUGAGGAAUCAGAAACUGCAAAAUGCAGAGAUUUUACUAGUCUUGCAAUGGAGAGCAGUCCUUUUGUGAGAAAUUAUAACACAAAGGAUCAUAUGUGCUGUUCUCCAGAGCUUUCAAUGGCUGACAUGAAUAUCCUCGGGCUAAAGCCAGAAAAGAUAAAGAAGAAAAAGAAAAAAAAUAAGUUGGACCGGCACACGAAUGAAAAAUCCACCCCCAAGAAACCUUGUAAAAAGAGGCAGUCCUCCGAGUCGGACAUUGAAAGUGUAAUGUAUACAAUUGAAGCUGUUGCAAAGGGGGACUGGGGUGCUGAGAGACUCAUGGAAACUCCCCGCAAAAAACCCCGCCCUGUCUCAAAUGUGAAGGGAAGUGUGUUGGAUACAAAAUCACCAAAGAAAAAAGUGAAAUCGAAAGAGAAGAAGACAUCAAAGGAGAAACCCCCAGAGACCACCAAAGAAUCAAAGCCUCCUGAUUUCCUUAGUAUUGCAGCCAGCAAGGAAGUACCCUGUGAGGCUUCUGAUAACAUUAAAGUGGAACCACUGACCCCAACAGAGGAGGUGGUACCCCAGAGCUUACCAGGACAGGUCAAAACUGAGGACAGUGACUGUGUAAAAAAGAUAGAAACCUGUGGCUCCAGGAAAUCUGAGAGAUCUUGCAAAGGUGCUCUUUAUAAAACUCUGGUGUCAGAGGGCAUGCUCACAUCUCUGCGUGCAAACGUGGACAGAGGAAAAAGAAGCUCAGGAAAAGGCAACUCCUCAGAUCAUGAAGGAUGCUGGAAUGAAGAAAGUUGGGCUUUUUCCCAAAGUGGGACAAGUGGGAACAAAAAACUGAAAAGGCCUAAGCCAAAGGAAGAGUUUGUUUUCGGCUUAGCAAAGUUGGAAGAAGAAUUUGAAAAGAAAUUCAACAGCCUCCCUCAAUACAGUCCUAUUACCUUUGACAGGAAAAAUUCAGCUGUUCCAAGGAAAAAGAGAAAGGUUGGAAGCGGCUCAUCUGAACAACCAAAAUCCAACAAAGGUUCAUUCCAGUCUCAGAAAAAGAACUUUUUCCACAAAAUUGUCAGCAAAGUUAAGCAGAGAAGGAAGCUUAAUGUUCCGGACACAGCCAUACUCUCAGAAGACAGAAAUUCCAGUGAGUCUGCCUGGAAGAAUAAAAUUUCUAUAUCUGCCCUAAAUACUCCAGAGCCAGCAAUGAUGCAUGAGCCUUUAGUUGGCAGCCAGAAAAGGAAAGCAAGGAAAACUAAGAUCACACAUCUUGUCCGAACAGCGGAUGGUCGAGUGUCACCAGCAGGAGGGACACAGGAGGAGAAACCAAAAGAGCUGCCACAAAGUACUCUUCAAAAAACAUCAAGUGCAGAAACAGAUUGCAACACUGAAUGCUCUGGAAACACAGAGACAGAAGAAAAUCAUAGUAUUACGUCAGAUAUGCCAGCGGUGUCUGCAUUUUUUAGCUUAGCUGCUCUAGCAGAAGUAGCAGCCAUGGAAAACGUACACAGAAGUCAGAGGGCCACAUCUCUGCCACAUGAUGGACAGCCAAAUGAAAUGUCUCAGGCUCCAGUGCUUAUUUCCUGCGCUGACCAGUGAAGCUCCACUUUAUUGUAAAACAUUGUGCUUUACCUAAUAUCCUAGCCUUGUCUUUACCAAGGGAAGCUAGUCAGUCCAUAUGAUGGAAACUAUAGACUGCAAGCAACUGCUUAUUGCUCUGAGUGGCCCAGAAUUCACUGGAAGCCAGACGUUAGCAACUUGGGCCAGAUCCUCAAAUCGGAACCCAGUAUGUAGGAGGGUGAUAUUGUCUAUUAAUGAACAGAAAUUGAAUGAUCCCAGAGCUUGCUUUCUAUUGAAGGCUUUUAAACAGUGAAUAGGUGGUUGGUGUGAAAAAGGCUGCCUUUACUGUUAGCUCACACAGCAUCUCUUUUACCAACCAGAGAGUAUGGCAACUAGUUUAUAUAAUACCUAGUUAUUCUAAAUGAAAAUGAAAAAAAAAAAACAA